GCUCUGGCAGCAAGACUGCCGAGGUAAAGCUUGACAAAAUUCUGUAUGCCGAGUUGCGUGCUAGGGUGGGUCAAGAAGAAGACCCCAUCGACGAAGUAAAGGUUCUUAGAUUGUCGCAACUUGAUCGACUACUACUAAGAGAAGGAGGAGGAGGAGGAAGAGAGGAUGAUUGACCAGGACGUGGAAUAUACGUUCCAUUGCUACGAUCAUUGUCCGUUUGGCAAUCGGGUAGCCUUCUUGAUGGACCACUUUGGGAUCAAGUACAAGAAGGUAGUUUAUGGUUAUGGCUCUGGUGCUCUUCCAAAAGAAUGCGAAGGAGAAGGCUAUGAUGGCGACCUAAAUCCAAGGAAGCUGACGGGGAAGAAGCAACUACCAGUUCUCGAAGGACCUGGUGUCCCGUGUGCUCCUGGAGCUGUUGGGAUGCCUGAAUCUCUCGAGAUUUGUUCCUUUCUCAUCGGACGCCAUCAACUGGUGGUACCCUGUGCCACGGGACGAGCUGAUGUAAAGGAACUGACAGACUAUCUUCUGGACAAAAAGGUGAUGAACCCAUUGACGCUCGUAAAAUUGACGAAGAUGCCAGUUGCGGACUGGGCUGACAAGAGGGACGUAUCCUACCACGUGUGGAAGCACAAGAAAAAGGGAGAUAUCCUUUCUUACGAGAACGAUGAGGAUGCUGCUGCUAUCAAGACAUUGAAUGCCAAGUUGGCAGAAAUUCCGGCAAUGUUGAAAGGCGACAAGUGCCUCAAUUCUUGGGGGUUUGGUAUGGAUGACGUCCUCUUUCUUCCCUGGUUGCGACGCCUCACAUGCAUCAAGGGGGUUGAGUUUCCUUCCGAAGUUAGUGAGUACAUGUCCACAGUCGGGGCCCAGGUCGAGGACUAUGCAAAGCACGCGGUUUGAGCUCAAGGUAGUCUAACCUAAUCGAAUCUUCAAUGCCGUGGGUGCUGUUCAUUGGCGUCCCAGUAGAAGGGAAAUACUUGUAUUUGCAAUUGGUACCGGUACCUAUCAUAAGAGAAAACUGCGCG
Seminavis robusta is the source of this 1022-nucleotide messenger RNA. The record is from the annotation of a GenBank genome assembly. Lineage: Eukaryota; Bacillariophyta; Bacillariophyceae; Naviculales; Naviculaceae.